This is a messenger RNA of Oryctolagus cuniculus (rabbit), 4915 nucleotides long. RefSeq names its product CXADR like cell adhesion molecule (gene CLMP). Gene Ontology annotation, cellular component: cell surface; cytoplasmic microtubule; membrane. The record is from RefSeq and is a predicted model, not a curated record. Lineage: Eukaryota; Metazoa; Chordata; Mammalia; Lagomorpha; Leporidae.
UUUUUCCCUCUCUCUCUUUCUUCACUCCUUUUUCUUUCCAAACAGGGAAAAGUGUUCCACGAAGCGGUAGCGCCUCGCCGCCUCGCCUUUGCCUCCCUGACCCUGCUGCGGGCUUCCGUCCCGGCGCGGGCUGCUGGGGCGAGCGCUGGAAGUGCCUCUGCGCCCCGGAGCGCAGGGCGCGGGGACCCGGGCGCGGGGCUGCCUCCCGCGGCCGCACAUGGCUGCGGCCACCCUGCGCGCACCCCAACGCGACGCGCCCUGCUCGCCCAAGGUCCGUCCGCUGCGCCCCGCCGCCCGGGAGCCAGGCAGCAGCUGAGCGGGGACGGGCCCGCGCCCGGGGACCGGGAUGUCCCCCCUCCUCCUCUUACUAGUUUCCUACUAUGUUGGAACCCUGGGGACUCACACUGAAAUCAAGAGAGUGGCAGAGGAGAAGGUCACUCUGCCCUGUCACCAUCAACUGGGGCUCCCAGAAAAAGACACUCUGGAUAUUGAAUGGCUGCUCACCGAUAAUGAAGGGAAUCAAAAAGUGGUGAUCACUUACUCCAGUCAUCAUGUCUACAAUAACUUGACUGAGGAACAGAAGGGCCGAGUAGCCUUUGCUUCCAAUUUCCUGGCAGGAGAUGCCUCUCUGCAGAUUGAGCCGCUGAAGCCCAGUGACGAGGGCCGGUACACCUGUAAGGUGAAGAAUUCAGGGCGGUAUGUGUGGAGCCAUGUCAUCUUAAAAGUCUUAGUGAGACCGUCCAAGCCCAAGUGUGAACUGGAAGGAGCACUGACAGAAGGAAGUGACCUGACUUUACAGUGCGAGUCAUCCUCUGGCACAAAGCCCAUUGUAUAUUACUGGCAGCGAAUCCGGGAGAAAGAGGGAGAGGAUGAACAUCUGCCUCCCAAAUCUAGAAUUGAUUACAACAACCCUGGACGAGUUCUGUUGCAGAAUCUCACAAUGUCCUCUUCUGGACUCUACCAGUGCACAGCAGGCAAUGAGGCUGGGAAGGAAAGUUGUGUGGUUCGAGUGACUGUGCAGUAUGUACAAAGCAUCGGUAUGGUUGCAGGAGCAGUGACAGGCAUAGUAGCUGGAGCUCUGCUCAUUUUCCUCUUGGUGUGGCUGCUAAUCCGAAGGAAAGAUAAAAAGAGAUAUGAGGAAGAAGAAAGACCUAAUGAAAUUCGAGAAGAUGCUGAAGCCCCCAAAGCCCGCCUUGUGAAACCCAGCUCCUCUUCCUCAGGCUCUCGGAGCUCACGCUCUGGUUCUUCCUCUACUCGCUCCACAGCAAAUAGUGCCUCACGCAGCCAGCGGACACUGUCGACUGAUGCAGCACCCCAGCCAGGACUGGUCACCCAGGCAUAUGGUCUAGUGGGGCCAGACACAAAAAGUUCUGAACCAAAGAAAGUCCACCAUGCUACUCUGACCAAAGCAGAAACUGCAACGAGCAUGAUCCCCAGCCAGAGCAGAGCCUUCCAAACUGUCUAAAUUAAAGUCGACGUGACUCCCAGGCUUUCCUAGAUUCAGGUCUUAGGACUCUACUAGUCACUGGAGCUCAGUCACCAGCCACAUAACCCCUUUGAACCAGAUUAAGAGGUCGUUUAAGUAGCAGUGAGCAUUGUGUGGAACAGACUGAGAUGAGUACUUCCCUUAAGUGACACCAGAGAACCAAAAGGAUGCAAGUUGAUCAUCUCCCCAAAGGCACUCAUUAUGCCUUUAGACCACAGUGGGGGAAAACAGGUGUCCAAAUUUGUGUAUUUUUGACCAGGACCCAUGAUGUAUAGGUGAGGUAAACACACCAAAACUUCUCACCAGGGAUAUUUUCUAUCAAUGCUUUGAUUCACCACUGUCCAAAAGAAUUGGGAUAUUGUUUGUAAGUUUUCUAUGCAUUUAUAAAAUCUACUGGAUUACUGUUAAUUACUCAGAUACUCAAGCAGAACCCACAGCCUUAUAUCACACCUAUCUUCACCAUGUACUGGGCUAACCACCUCUAAGAACUCCACAAAGGAAACACAUCUCUUCUAUCAACUUGCCUGCAUUUGUCCUAAGGUUUCAAGGAGUUUAAAGAGUGGGAGAUGGAGAUUGACUUUCUUCUACUCUAUCUACUGCUCAUCUCCCUAGUUACACUGAAACCUAAAUUACAUCAAAAAGGGAGUCCAGGAUGUGACAAGUGACAAUGAAAAGCUUUCCAUCACAGGGAAAUGCUGACAAACACCAGAAAUAUACGUUGGAACAAUUGUGGAUUUUUUCUCAAAUCAGAUGCCCUGAGGGCUUCUCUGCUGGAUAUCUCAAGAGAAAGAAAAAUUUCACUACAUCAUUUAAUCAUGUCCUUAGAAAGAAGUCUUCUAGAUAAAAAGAGAUCUAGGAAGGCUGAAAGACCACCUGAUAUACCACUAUAAUUUCUUACUUCUGAGAACAUGUGAAACCAGAAUUUCAAGACUAACUAGAGAAAAAGAUUUGAUUAGUUUCCUCUGAAUAUGUUAGGGAGAGAUAAGGAAGUUUAGUAUUGCACCAUACAUGUAGCUUCCUCCAUUUUUUUCACUUCAGAAGGAUGUGAACCUGGGACUUUUUAAUGAUCCUAAGUCUUAAAAUAUCAAAAAGAUCAGAAGCUGCUAACAUUUCCUAAUGACACUCCAAGUAUAUGCUAAUAUCAUUUCCUCCUGGGAGAUUGAAGCAGGGAAAUUCAGUGUUGUCCCAGCCUUAGCCUCUAAGGAAAUGCAUCUCUGAGCUGAAAAGAAAGGGAACUAACAAUUAGGGAAGCGAUGAUGAAAGUAACUAAUGUCAGAAGGUAGGGCGAAUGCCUAUUAACAUCUUAGCUGUUGGCAUUUAGCAAAGAAUUGGCAGAAAGAGGGAUGGGCACUGAGGCACAGUGCAUUAAGCUUCCACCUGCAAUGCUUGCAUCCCCUUUGAGCACCUGUUAAAGAGUCUUGCUGCUUCUAUUCCAAUCCAGCUACCUGCUAAUGUGCCUAGGAAGGCAGCAGCAGAUGGCUGAAGUACUUGGGCCCCUGUUACCCACACAGGAGACCCAGAUAGAACACUGGGCUCCUGGCUUCAGCCUGGCCCUGCCCUGGCUGUUGCAGCUAUCUGGGGAGUGAACCAGCAGAUGGAAGAUCAAGCUCUCUUUCUCUGUCGCUCUGCCUUUCAAAUAAAUAAAAUAUUAAAAAUAAUAAAGUCUAGAAUUGGCAGAAAGGAUUCACCAGGAUAGUUAUUGGAAGUGGAUGCACAGGAGCAGAAAGGUGUCUGAGAAACCAGCUGUCUCCAAUACAGUGUCUUCCUUUUUUUUUUUUUUUAAAGAUCCAUUUUAUUUAAUUGAAAGGCAGUGUUAUAGAGGAGAGAGCAAGCUUUUAUCUUCUGGUUCACUCCCCAAAUGGCUGCAACGUCCGGAGCUAAGCUGGUCUGAAGCCAGGAGUUUCUUCCAGGUCUCCCACAUGGGUACAGGAGCCCAAGGACUUAGGCCAUCCUCUGCUGCUUUCCCAGAGUAUUAGCAGGGAGCAGGAUUGGAAGUGGAGCAGCUGGGACUUGAACCAGCAUCCAUAUGGGAUGCAGGCACUGCAGGCAGUGGCUUUAUCUGCUAUGCCACAGAGCCAGCCUCGUCAUCCCUUUUUAAUGGAUUUGACUACUAAGACACAAAGCACAAACGCUGAACCUGAAAUUGCCCAUCAAGGAACCCAGCACAAGUGUCAACUGAUCACCACUGGUAGAACAGAGUAUUUCUUCUUAUCCAAAGGGCUAAAGGAAAGAAAAGUAAUACUGGAUAUGGUGAUGAAAGCAUUGUUUCCCAAAGAGAAAUCAGAUGCUUAAAGGAAAAAGGCUGACCUGGGAUUCUGCCCCAUUUCUUUGGUUUUUCAUUCCUACAUUUAACUCUCACAACAGAGUCCUUACAAUGUACAAGUCCACCUCCUUCUAAAGUCCUGAGGAAUUUAUCUUUGGGUGAACAUUUUAACUUGAGUUUUAUCUUCUCUAAAAAUGGUGGGAAAUGAGACACUGAGGAAGUAACAUAAAGAACUUCUGCUACCAGUUCAAGAGUACUGGCGUAUUUGGAAUGCUUCUAACACUAACUCAUUGUAAGAGAUAAAACCCCUUAUUCUGGCUAUAUUUUUAUUCUUCUGGUAGUGUGGUAUCCAGGCAACAUAUCUCUCCUGCUUUAUGAUUCUGAGAAUUCUCAUUUCUAGAGUACCUGAGCCAAACAAGUACACUAUGGAGGCUGCAGCUCUAUCAUCACUAGUAAUUUGCUCUUGUGUUAGAACCUUUGAACCUAAAGUGGCCUGCCUAAGCCUUUGAAAGCAGGAAUAAAUCGUGCAUGAAACAGAGAUUUAGUUUGAACAUAUUAAUUAUCAGAAGACUAAAAUACCAGUUGAAUAUCCAAAUUAUUUUGGAAAUCUAUUGACAGUGGAAACCUACAACAAAUACCUAAAACAGAUUACACUAAGAGCCUGGAAAAUUCUAAGGAACUGAAGAUUCUUAGAGGUAAGGUGCUGAAGUCUUAGCAAUGAUACUGCACUUCUCAAGUCAGACAUCUGGGUUUAGAGAAUACAGGCUCUAGGCUUACAAUAAAGUUAGAGCCAUACUGGUUCCACCACAUUCCAUUUACUCUGCAAGUAAAAUUUAAUAUGAAACAAACGCAAUGUAGGAAAAAGAAGUAGAUGGAAUGGCAUAGAUGUUUAGACAGUAACCAUUUCAAUAAAAUACAUUCACCAAAAAAAAUCUGUAAAAUAAAGAGGUUAAAGACAUUGUUCCUAUAUUGUAUAAACACAAUUUCAAAACUGUUCCAAAACGACAUAUACAAUUUUGCUUCGUUUCUGGUGUUCAACUGUUUAUAUUUCAACUUCUAAACUGCUUUGUAAUUGGGACUGUGUUUAAGCAUCACAAAAACCAACUAUUUAUUAUAGAUGCAUCUGUAUCAGCAAUUUAAGAAAAAAUAAAUAAGAUGAUACUGUA